Molecule: messenger RNA, 613 nt
Organism: Phytophthora infestans T30-4
Lineage: Eukaryota; Oomycota; Peronosporomycetes; Peronosporales; Peronosporaceae
Product: 13 kDa ribonucleoprotein-associated protein
Exons: 1
Coding region: 68-454 (128 amino acids)
Biological process (GO): ribosome biogenesis; maturation of SSU-rRNA; mRNA splicing, via spliceosome
Cellular component (GO): U4/U6 x U5 tri-snRNP complex; box C/D methylation guide snoRNP complex; nucleolus
Molecular function (GO): RNA binding
Source: RefSeq, a predicted model, not a curated record
GUCUUUCAGUAUCAAAACAGUGCAGUGAUCCAUCGGUCGUGAGCAAGUUACCACAUCUACUAGAAGCAUGUCUGACGCCGCCGUGAACCCCAAGGCCUACCCGCUUGCAGAUGCUAAGUUGACCGUGUCCAUCCUGGACCUGGUGCAGCAGGCCACCAACUACAAGCAGAUCAAGAAGGGCGCCAACGAGGCCACCAAGACGCUGAACCGCGGCAUCUCUGAGUUCAUUGUCAUGGCAGCUGACACAGAGCCCCUGGAGAUUCUGCUGCACCUCCCGCUGCUGUGCGAAGACAAGAAUGUACCAUACGUGUUCGUUCCCUCCAAGGUUGCUCUGGGCCGCGCUUGCGGUGUAUCACGCCCCGUGAUAGCCGCGUCGAUCACGUCCAACGACGCCUCGCAACUGGGCCCGCAGAUCCAGAGCAUGCGCGAGCAGAUUGAGCAACUCCUGAUUUAAGCGCUCUCGACUGGUUGCCAGCAGAUUCUGACGUUUGUUCGUGGUUGGAGUAGGCUUCGAUGACCACUGUAAAGACCAGUGCAGACGUGUAGCCAAGUGCUCGGAUAACUGGUGUAAUGCCAAUGCAAAAUCGACGCAUUUUGUAAUGUUUUCUUUAAA